UGGGGAGGUUGCAGCAGUUUGAGAGAUGGCUGAUUUGAAGAAACCACGUGAUGACUCAUACUUCCUCUAAGAGUUAGGCCCCAACUAUUUGUGCCUCUUCAUUUACAUUUUGCACAUACAGGGAUGGCGGGUACGAGAAUCACAAACCUUCAGAACGCUGUUAAACAGGUGCCGCUGAUUCAGCUCCCUCAGCACAGCGCUGCAGCACAGGGAGCUGUUCAGAUGAGGAUAAAGAACUCUCAGAGCUCCGGAGACCGCCUGAGCCAGUCCAAGUCCAUGGUCCUGCAGGACUCCGACCUCCCUCAGAAGCCUUUGUCUCGGCAUCGCAGAAAUCAGUCUCAGCAUGGUGUGGCUCUGACGGUAGCAGCAGCAUUUGAACCACUGGUGGACCUGAAAGGUGAACACCUAAAUGUGGCUAAGAUCUCAGAGAACGGUAAGAAGCAGAGGAAGAACUGGACGUCGAUGUGGACUGUGUUGACAACAGAUGAGCUGCUGCUUUAUAAAGACAAACAGGAAACUGGUGUGAAAACAGGAAGUAAAACAGAUGUGGUUCAGCUUUGUGGGGCUGUCAUUGACUGGACAACGGAGAAGUCAAGCAAGAAAAAUGUCUUCCAGAUCACAACAAACACAGGCAGUGAGUACCUCAUCCAAGCUGACAAUUACUCCACUGCCAGCAAAUGGUAUGAUGCGAUCAGAAGAACUGUUGACUCAUCAACUAAAGAAGACAGAGGCUUUGCGUUGCGGAAGUCCAAUAGCUCCGAGUUCCUGCCCAGGCACAGCUCCUUACCUGGACAUGGGUCAGCCUCGCCCAGCAUGAAGCAAAGGAACCCAGUUCACAGACGCUCCAUCAACAUGUUUGGCAGCUCAAAGCUGAAACACAGCGCCUCAGACAGUGCAGACAAGAAUGGAGUGAAGAACAGAUUAAAGAAGUUCAUCAUCAGACGCCCGUCCAUGAGGACUCUGCAGGAGAAAGGCCUCAUCAAAGACCGAGUGUUUGGUUGCCACCUGCUGACGCUCUGCGAACGUGAAGGAACCACAGUUCCAAAGUUUGUAAAGAUUUGUUUAGAAGCUGUUGAGAAACGAGGUCUAGACGCAGACGGGAUCUACAGGGUCAGUGGAAAUCUGGCCACAAUCCAAAAACUUCGCUUCAUUGUUGAUCAAGAGGAAGAGCUGGACCUGGAUCACAGUCAGUGGGAGGACAUCCACGUCAUCACAGGAGCUCUAAAGAUGUUUUUUCGUGAGCUGCCAGAGCCGUUGUUCCCAUUCAGGUUCUUCCAGCAGUUUGUGGAGGCAGUCAAGAUCAAAGAAUCAAAACAGAAAGCGCAGGCUGUGAAGAAACUGAUCCAGCAGAUGCCAAAACCCAACCAUGACACCUUGAAGUUACUCUUCAGCCACCUGCAAAGAGUUUUGGCUUUUUCAAGGAAGAAUCUGAUGUCCACUCAGGGUAUCGGUAUUGUGUUUGGGCCAACACUGAUGUGGCCUGAGCUGGAUGCAGGAAACAUGGCAGUUAACAUGAUAUACCAGAACCAGAUCGUGGAGUUCAUCCUAAUCGAGAGCCAAGAGAUCUUUAACCUUGACAGGAAGUAAGAAGAGCAGUAAGUCAGAUGAGAAUGAUGGACUCAGAAUCACAGUGUUUGGUUACCUGGAGUUAAAAGGAGUAAAUGUAUUAAAAUGUUUGUUUGAAACUCAUCCGAUGGUCUUUUUUUGAAACAUAAACAUCUGAAAUUAAUCAAAUAAAGCUGUAAAUAUUCAAAUAUUGUAAUUUUACACUAUAACUGUCAAAGCUACUUAUUUUUCUUCUAACCGAAUGUAGGUAAAAAGACAAAACAUUUAUUUUGAAAUAAAUGUUAUUAGCAUGUAAUAAACAGACAGGUGUACAUAAUAACAUGUUGCUGUCUAAACUCUAUUUAGACCUGCUGUAUGUGCAGUUCUCUGAAGAUGAAAAGCAAUAAAUGUUACACUCUUGGUUUUUACUCAA
Molecule: messenger RNA, 1978 nt
Organism: Girardinichthys multiradiatus
Lineage: Eukaryota; Metazoa; Chordata; Actinopteri; Cyprinodontiformes; Goodeidae
Gene: arhgap15
Product: Rho GTPase activating protein 15
Exons: 13
Coding region: 124-1587 (487 amino acids)
Biological process (GO): regulation of GTPase activity; signal transduction
Cellular component (GO): cytoplasm
Source: RefSeq, a predicted model, not a curated record